This is a messenger RNA of Sphaerodactylus townsendi, 827 nucleotides long. RefSeq names its product lysozyme C-like. NCBI's taxonomy places the organism in Eukaryota, Metazoa, Chordata, Lepidosauria, Squamata, Sphaerodactylidae. The transcript is spliced from 6 exons. Gene Ontology annotation, molecular function: lysozyme activity. The record is from RefSeq and is a predicted model, not a curated record. The coding region runs from base 77 to 679 and encodes 200 amino acids.
GGUAGGCAGACUUCUUUCUCCCAUUCCGAUAAUUAAGCACCGCGAAGCAAUAUCGUCCAGCUUCUUGGCGGCUUUCAUGUGGAAACAAACGUUCCCAUCCCCUCCCAAAACCCCAACGGGCACCAACGCCUUUUGCAAAGUCGGUGGCCAAACCGCUUCUAUUGAAGGAAUUCCCGGCCAAGACUGCAUUGACAAAGGGAUAGCAAGAGCUGGCCUGGGGGCAGGCAUGAAGGCGUCGCUGCUGCUGCUGCUGCCCCCCCUGAUCGCUUGUCUUCUGCUCAAAGCCCGGGGCAAGACCUUCAGCCGCUGUGAGCUGGCCUUGAUGCUGCAACAUUCGGGAUUAGAUGGGUACGAGGGCUACAGCCUGGCUGACUGGGUUUGCCUGGCAUACUUUUCCAGCGGCUUCAACACAGCCAAAGUGACGCACAAUUCGGACGGCAGCUCGGAAUACGGCAUCUUCCAGAUCAACAGCCGUCUCUGGUGUUCUGACAGCCACAGCACCACCAAGGACCUGUGCGACAUAUCGUGCCGUGAUUUGCUCACGGAUGAGAUUGUUGAUGACAUUGAUUGUAUCAAGAAAGCUGUGAUAGACUCUGAAGGCUUGAAUGCUUGGAUGGGCUGGAGAGAUCACUGCCGGGGCAGGAAUCUGAAUUACUGGGUCAACACCUGCAACUUGUGAACCCUCGGAAUUGGCGGUGGGAUUGGUUGUCUGGUGCCCAGCCCCAAGACGGGCACGAACUGCUGCUUCUAGAUGUGACCGGGCAGCAAAACAAACCUGACUGUCACUGCAAAGUUAUUUCAAUAAACGAAUUUCUUUCCUAGCAAGA